UUAGAUUCCGAACCUCUGAAUUCAACAGCUCAGUUUGUUGCUGAUGUUAAGGGAAAAAUGAAGCAGCCACCGUAUAAUUGCAAUGAUUGCACAGAUAUCGACCCGACAGUCUCGCAAGUAGGUGAGCUUGCCGAUGCAAUGUUGCUGUACGGCUUAUCGUUGAAUAAGGCUCUUGCCUCUGGUAUCGCAAAGCCGACUGGCACCGACAUAGCGCGGUUCGCUGUUGGGACGUUUGAAGGCUUUACUGGUACGGUUAUAAUCAACCAAAACCUUUCUCGUGAUCCUGUGUUCUACUUGUGGGGACUAAAUUCAACGGAUCAACAAAUUGUUAUGAUGCAGAUUACUGGAACACUUAAGAUUGAUGACGUUACUAUACAAGAAAUGCAACCAAAGUCUGUAAUAUGGGCCAAUCAUGGAGGUUCACCUCCUUUAAAUAAACCCUUCUGCGGUUUUGACGGAAAAGCUUGUCCACUUUCAUUUACUGAACAAUAUCUGGCCAUAACACUUGGAUCUGUGGCAGCUGGAGUUGUACUUAUUGGACUAGUAGUGGCCUCAGUAGCCUAUGUUAUCAGAGCAAAAAGGUUAGAGGAAGAACGUCUAAACCUUCUUUGGCAGAUCUCAUUUAGCUCCUUGGUCAAACCCAAUACGAAGGUUAGUCAUCGCCUGAUAGGUAAACUUUUAGCAGAUGAAUUUUGGAAUUUCAGUCAGGGGCACAAAGCUCGCGAUCACUUCAAAGCUCGAUGUCCACCAGUACAAAACUAA
Molecule: messenger RNA, 762 nt
Organism: Strongylus vulgaris
Lineage: Eukaryota; Metazoa; Nematoda; Chromadorea; Rhabditida; Strongylidae
Source: the annotation of a GenBank genome assembly